UUUCGCAGUUAUGUUUAAGAGAGAUUCGUUAAGAAGAAAAUAAUCACUUUUGAAAAUGAUAGUUUGAUCGAAUAUUAUUAUUAAAAGUAUAUCGACCUCUUGUUCGAAUAUAGAUCUUUAUAUAUAUUUUAUAUAUAUAUAUAUAUAUAUAUAUAUAUAUUCUUUUAUAAAUGUAUUGUUUUAUAUAUAUUUAUAUAUGCGGGGUUGUGAAAAAAAGACGAAUUAAUUCGUUGCGAGGAAAGUUGGUUUCUUUCUAGAUAAAGAAAUGAAGUAAGUAAGCCGUAUGUACGGACUCGAAGUAAUAGCAUUGGAUUACCGUGCGUGACCAAGGGAACACCUCGUUUGCACGCAUCGGGUUUCAACCGGUAAUGAAAUUAUUUACCUUUCCCCAGAGGAAUUGACAUUUUGACUUCUUCGAUAGUCAGUACAUCGUACAAUGUCCAUCGAGAAAGAAUCUUCCUCGACGAGAGAACAGGAAAGUUUGAGAGGCAUAGAUCGUGUAAGUCUGACAUUUCGAACCUUGGAUAUGACAGAUUCGGAAACGAAAAGAGAUGGUUUUUUGAGCGUAACCAGAGAGCAAACUUAUGAGACAUCCUCUGACGUUACGUCUAAGGAAAAAACGAGGAGAUCAAAACGAAACGAGGAAGCUUCAAGACUUGCUGAACUUAGAUGUAUUAGUUUGGAUGAGGUUGCCUGGCACGAUACGCCGAACAGUUGUUGGAUUAUAAUUUACGAUUACGUUUACGAUUGUACCGAGCUAUUGAAGACUCAUCCGGGUGGACAAGAUGUUCUUCUUGAAUACGCUGGAAGGGAUGCCACGCUUAGUUUUAUUGGGGCCGGACAUUCGAAAAUCGCACAAGAUAUUCUCAAACGAUAUCUCAUCGCAGAGAUAACCGCGCUCGAGGGCAUUCGGCUAGCCACGGGAAUUUCCCUGAUAAGAACCAAGUAUUUUUCAACAGUGAAAAAAAAUAUUAUGUCAAAACAUUGGAGCAAUUUUUAAUAUAAACAUUAAAUAAAUUAAUAAUUUUUAAUAUAAUUUUUAAUAUUUAAUAUAAUUAUAAUAUUUUUUAUAUUAAUAGUAAGCAUAAACUUUAGAAGCUUUGACAAUGAUAUUUGACAUAUUGAAGAAACAUAGCACGCUAUAAUAUUUAGUUUAUCGUUGCUUUUCUCUUGACUAUAAACAUGCACAAUAUCGCUUUACUAAUCUCGCAAUUCUCCUCUUCACUUUACUAUAAUCCCGUACUAUUGCUGUUGUUUUCAACAGCAAUAAUGAAUGUUUGCUUUUGUUCAACCCUAAGAUCGUCCAUGUGUAUUUUGUCAUUUUUUUCUUAGAUAUUACUUUUGUGUGCCAUUUGCGUCAUUUGCAAAGUUUAUCUCUUCCUUUUUUUUUAUUAAUUAAUGUGAUGCCCGCUAUAUUAUUUAUUAUUAUACUGUUAUAGCUUUGUGAAUUGUCUUGUAUCAGUAUGGUUUGUAUUCUUCGUUUUCAAUUAUAUGUUCAGAUUUGCAUUUAUAAUACGAUAGUUUGUGUGCGUUUUUAUAAGUUGAUAUUUUAGUGCUAGUUCUUGAUUAUUAUUAUUAGUAUUAUUAUUACUAUUAUUACUAUUAUUGUUAUUAUUAUUAUUAUUAUUAUUAUUAUUAUUAUUAUUAGUGCUACUACUAUUAUUUUUCUUAUUCUUAUUAUAUUUAUAAUUAAAAUUAUAAUAUUCGUGUAUUUAUAUUCAGUAACAAGUUCGGCUCUUUUAAAAAUAAUUCACGCACAUCGUCUCAUGAAACAGAGCGGUUAUACUUAGUGUGCGUUUAGACAUGACACGACCAAUCGUAAUAAUCGAAUCGCAAAAUGGUAUUAUCUAUAGAUAUACUUUUCGAUAAUAUAUUUGAAGCAUUGUUAUACAUUUCUAAUGAUUUAUACGUAUUUAUUAAUUUUUGUGAAUAUAUUUUUAAGGUAUUCAUCAUCGAUAUCGUAAAAGCAAAAGAAAGAAGGCCAGAUUUAAUGAACGUCACGCGUGUGACAAAUCGAAAAAUCAGACCAGAAAAAUAAUUUUACUUAGUUUUACGUACAUACGAUAUGAUUAAUGGUCUUUAAGAACGUUGAAGAAUUAUCGGCAUUGCACGGAUCUAGAUAUAUUUAGGGAUAAAACAAAAUUUUAUAUCUGUCGUGAAAUUGUAGGAUGAUGAAUAAUUUAGAGUUUUCAUUUUAACUCUGAUCGAUUAUGUUCUAAUUGAUUAGUCAUAUAGAUAUCAGAUUCUACGAAAGUACGAUAAUAAUUAUUUUUAUUAUGUUUUAUUUCUUAUUUUUACGAUCAUUAUAUGACAAGUGAUCGAUCGUAAGAAUAUAUAGUACGUGAUCAUUAUAAUAAUUUACAUUUCUUUAAUCAUUUUUAAACUUCCAAGAUAUCAACAUUCUUUUUUUUCGUACCUUUAAUGGUACCUAAUCAAUUAAAUAAUUCAAUAUACACAGCAACAAUCUUUUAUCUUUCAUAUUUCCUUCCUCAAAUUGUUUUCGCGAAUUUUAUAAUUGUGAAAUGUAUUAUUUUUACGUAUAACACAACAUCAACAUUGAUUUUUACAUUGCUACUUUCUGUUUUUUAUAUGCCAAUUCGAUAAAGCUACACAUUAAUAUUAUUCAUUUCAUAAAACGUAUAUUAUUUCUUAUACUCUUAUGAUAUACGUUGCACACACAUAUACGUAUUCUUAUCGAGUAUUUUUUUUUUAUAAUCCGAUUAGAGACUAUUCUCAUUAAUGAUGAAAAGAUUACAGAUUUUUAUUCCGGAAUCGAUUCGAAAGCUUUCCCGGCUUAUUAAAUAGAUAUUAGCAAAAACUCAGCUAUCUCGUAUCGAUUUUUUCGUUGGGCGAAAUCAGAAUUGAUAUAUAUGCAUAUAUAUAUAUGUGUGUGUGUGUGUGUGUGUGUGUGUGUGUGUAUAAUAAAAAGGAACGUAGACGAACUGAAAAAAAAAUUUUUUCUAUCUCUCUCAUUCUUUUCUCUCCUCUUUUUUCCCGUAAAUAUUACUCGUCACCGACUUUCCACGAUCAUGAACAAACGAAUUAAAAGGGAAAGUAAUAAGGUUAUUAGAACGCCAGUAAAACGUCGUCGCCUACCAUUUUUAAUCUUAAGGUUUCUAUUUUAUAGUGAACACAGAAUAUUAUGAUUUCAGAGAUUAGUACUAAUUUUCUUUUCUUUCUUUUUUUAAUUUGAAGUAUUACAAAUGAAUACGAACGCGUUUAUUCAAUAUCGGUUCGAAAAAUGAACCAAAAUAAAUAUUGAUAAUUGUUGUUGCGACGUUUUGAUUUCGAUCUGC
Vespa velutina is the source of this 3296-nucleotide messenger RNA. RefSeq names its product cytochrome b5-like. The record is from RefSeq and is a predicted model, not a curated record. NCBI's taxonomy places the organism in Eukaryota, Metazoa, Arthropoda, Insecta, Hymenoptera, Vespidae. The transcript has 3 exons. Bases 437 to 1000 code for a protein of 187 amino acids. Gene Ontology annotation, molecular function: heme binding. Gene Ontology annotation, cellular component: intracellular membrane-bounded organelle; membrane.